GCCUUCCCUUCUCUUCCAUUACCUUUUCUUACUGAAUUUGCAGGUCCCUUUCUCUUUCUAUCACUUCUCCAGUUAGGGUUUUCCUCUUUGAGGCUCAGCACCAGGCCCCCUGCAAUAAAUCUGUGAAUUGUUUCACACCCUUCACUGGCCAAGGGCUACCUUGUAUCUUGGUAGGAGCAAAGAAGCAUCCUCCUCAAAGAGCUCAUAUAAGGGAAAAGGUACUUCCCUUUUUUUUCUUCUGAUCAAAAGACGCAGAUCAAAAACAGUGUGAAAAUGGCUUCCUCCAGCUCUUACAAUUCACCCUGUGCUGCUUGCAAGUUCUUGAGGAGGAAAUGCAUGCCAGGUUGCAUCUUUGCACCUUACUUCCCACCAGAGGAACCCCAAAAAUUUGCCAAUGUUCACAAGAUCUUUGGAGCAAGCAAUGUGACGAAGCUCCUCAACGAGCUCCUCCCUCACCAAAGAGAGGAUGCAGUGAAUUCCCUUGCCUAUGAAGCUGAGGCAAGAGUAAGAGAUCCAGUUUAUGGCUGUGUUGGUGCCAUCUCUUUCCUGCAGAGACAGGUUCAAAGGCUCCAGAAAGAACUUGACGCAGCCAACGCUGAUUUGAUUCGUUAUGCCUGCAACGACAUCCCAACUGCCUUGCCUGCACCGCCAGGGGUGAGCUCGGUUCAACCUCUAACUCCCCGUCACAGGCCAGCUGAUUUUAAUAGAAGGAUUGGUAGUGAAGGAGCUGGAGGCUUCUAUCACCCCACCGGUGCUUUCCCCCUCCCUUAUUCUUUUCCCUGGAAUGAUAACUCUUCUGGUGACAUCAACGAUGGAGGAGGAGAAGGCGGCAUGUGAAAUCCAACCAAGACAAGUUCCAAACUGUCGGCCCCCAUUUAGGGUUUUUCAAUCUGGGGCAUGGCUCUUGGUGUGUGAUGCUACUUAUAUAUUUUUAGUUAAGGUUUCUGGCUAGCCUCUCUCGGUGCCUCUCGCUUGGACUCUCCCUAGCUAGAAUUUCACUUAACUUUCUAUUGUUUUCCUUCCUAUUAAUUUGGUGGGUUGAGUUCUCCUUUUUUUUUGCUCUCUGAUCUCUUUGCCCUGCUAAUACCAGGGGCUUAAAAAUGUGUCAUCAGUGUACUAUUUUGUGGGAGUUGGGACCUAAAUAAGUGGUCUAGAGCCAUCUAGUUUGGCUGCUAAACCAUUUGUUGUGCAGCAAGCAGCAGCUCUCUAGGCGUGAGUGCAUGUGGCGUUUGCUCUUCUCUUUCUGUCAUUGUUUAUGCUUAAGAAUAAAAAUGAAAUAGCUGCAGCUAGUUUCAAGG
Messenger RNA from Theobroma umbraticum, 1298 nucleotides. RefSeq names its product Lateral organ boundaries (LOB) domain family protein (gene LOB). The record is from RefSeq and is a predicted model, not a curated record. NCBI's taxonomy places the organism in Eukaryota, Viridiplantae, Streptophyta, Magnoliopsida, Malvales, Malvaceae.